AUGACCGGCGUCGGCGCGUUCAUCGGCGGCAAGUGGGAGCCGAACGCGGUCGUGACCGUGGAGAAGGGCGCGCACGUGCCGUUCCACCCGACGCUCGACGACGUCAGCGAUCAGACAAAGGCGGCGUUCAGCGCGGUCGCCGCCGCGCGCGUCGCCGCGAAGCUCGAGAAGAAGGCGAAACCGAUGGAGUUCCAGGCGAAGCUCGAGGCCGCGGCGCAGCUCGCGCUGGACGCGGAGGCGCACGAGGCGAGGGCGCGGCUGCGGAAGAAGAAGCGCGCGCGGGACAAGUCGCCGAGGCGAAGGAGGAGGAAGAAAAAGCGGAGGAGGGACGAUUCCUCGAGCGACGACGACUCGAGCGACAGCGACUCGUCGUCGUCGUCGUCGUCGUCCUCGAGCUCGUCCUCGAGCUCGUCGUCGGAGGAGAGGAGGAGACGGAAGAAGAAGAGGAAGAAGUCCAAGAAGUCCAAGAAGUCGCGGCGCUCGUCCUCGUCGUAG
Messenger RNA from Micromonas pusilla CCMP1545, 495 nucleotides. RefSeq lists its product as uncharacterized. NCBI's taxonomy places the organism in Eukaryota, Viridiplantae, Chlorophyta, Mamiellophyceae, Mamiellales, Mamiellaceae. The record is from RefSeq and is a predicted model, not a curated record. The transcript has a single exon. The coding region runs from base 1 to 495 and encodes 164 amino acids.